AUGCCAGCUGCAUCACCAGGUGCCUCGGGCUGUGACACAUCCAGCACCCACACGCCUGGCCCUCACCUGUCUGUGCAGCGGAGCGCAGGCGCGGCACGGGCACCGAGGGCAGGAGGCGCGGGGACUCGGCACUUCCCCCCGGGGUCUCGCGUUCGCAGACUUCUCGCCCGGGAGGAAGGCAGUCGUCCGAGAAGGGAAGCCGAGGUUUCUUCCUGGAACGGUGCGCAGGACCGACUGGACGCCUCCAGCUGGGACGAGGAUACGGAUCAAUUGAGGCAGAUCAUCUCCUUAGGCCAGCUUAUCUACAACCAGUGUGAAGAGAUGAAAUACUGCCAGAAACAGUGCUGGCAUCUAAGGAACCAUGUCCAUGGCCUGCUGCAGCCUCUGCAAAUGCUCCAGGCCCAAGGAGAGAGGAACCUGCCCACCGAGAUAACCACUGCCCUGAAAUGUUUCCAGGCUGCCCUAGAGGAAGCUAAGGAACGGAUAGAUAAGUUCAGCAAUAAAUCCAAUAUCCAGACGUUUCUAACAGCAGGGCAUGACAGAAUACUCUUCAGUGGAGUGAACAAGAGGCUGAGAGAUGUCUGGGAGGAGUUCUCACUGCUGCUUCAGGUCGAUCAAUGGAUGCAUAUUUCAAGCAUCAGCCCAGGAGCAUUCUGGCAACAGGAAGAUAAAUAGGAUGCAGAGGAAGACAGGAAGGUUAUCCAAGGACUGAGAAGUGAAAAUGAAACCAUAGAAACUUUAUUGAGACAAUUGGAAAACAAUGCAAAGAAAACCAUUGAAACCUUGAGGAGCUGGAUGAGGUCAGUCCCAGAGAAAUGCAAGAAGGGGCUCCCAGAAGAUCAAGUCAAGGAGAUUAAGAAAGAGGAGCUUCCAGAAGCCGAUUGGAUCCUGCUAAAGGAAAAUUAAUUUCGCACACUUUAUGAAGGAAAAUACCGCAAAUCUCCAGCGGCCAUAAAAGUAUUCAACAAACCCCAGGCCAGAGAUGUUGGAAUAGUGAGGCAUACUUUCAAUAAUGAAAUCAGAGCCAUGAAGAAAUUUGAUUCCCCCAAUAUCCUGCGUAUGUUUGGGAUUUGCACUGAUGAGACAGUGACCCCACCUCAGUUAUCCAUCGUCAUGGAGUACUGUGAGCUCGGGACCCUGAGGGAACUGCUGGAUCCGGAAAAGGACCUCACCCUUGCCAAGUGCAUCAUCCUGGUCCUGGGGGCAGCCAGAGGCUUAUACAGGUAUCAGAUGGGGGAGAGGGCGCCAAGAAGAACGGAAUGAGUCUGUCUUCUUUACUGAUAGUCCCAGAGAUAAGGAGAGAAGAGGCCAGAAGCCCCAGGUAGGCUUCCCUUCCAUAAGUUGUUUUACUACUUAACUCUGAUUGUAACACCUGAGAC
Molecule: messenger RNA, 1379 nt
Organism: Kogia breviceps (pygmy sperm whale)
Lineage: Eukaryota; Metazoa; Chordata; Mammalia; Artiodactyla; Physeteridae
Source: RefSeq, a predicted model, not a curated record